GUACUUGUUCUUGUGUUCCCUCACCAUCAUGAACCUUUUGACCGGAGUUCUUGUGGACGUGGUAUCGAGCGUGGCCACGGAGGAGAAAGAGAAGUUCGCGAUCAUGGAGUUCAGGGAAAGCGUCAAACAGAUGGUGCCGUCAGGCUCGUGCAAUCAGCAGGAGUUCAAAGCCUUCCUCGGCCAGCCGGAGAUGGUGAAGGAGAUGACGAACCUAGGCGUGGACACCACCGCAUUCGAGGAUUUCACAGCCUUCAUUUACGAGUUCGUGACGGAGGACUUGUCGUUGGAGGACAUUAUCUCCCUGGUCUUCCAGUUCCGAGGCAACAAGACCACCACU
This is a messenger RNA of Prorocentrum cordatum, 337 nucleotides long. The record is from the annotation of a GenBank genome assembly. Lineage: Eukaryota; Dinophyceae; Prorocentrales; Prorocentraceae.